This is a messenger RNA of Syngnathoides biaculeatus (alligator pipefish), 4499 nucleotides long. RefSeq names its product zinc fingers and homeoboxes 3b (gene zhx3b). The transcript has 7 exons. Gene Ontology annotation, biological process: regulation of transcription by RNA polymerase II. NCBI's taxonomy places the organism in Eukaryota, Metazoa, Chordata, Actinopteri, Syngnathiformes, Syngnathidae. The record is from RefSeq and is a predicted model, not a curated record. Gene Ontology annotation, cellular component: nucleus. Gene Ontology annotation, molecular function: DNA-binding transcription factor activity, RNA polymerase II-specific; DNA binding. Bases 540 to 3818 code for a protein of 1092 amino acids.
GGUAGUGGUGGUGGGGUGGGGGGGACAGGUGCGUCAAUGCCUUUAAGUGGCAUCGAACCAUGGUGAACACAGGCCGGGUCGUCAGAGGGGGACCCGGCCGGUGUUUGCUGUUCAAUUGAGAUGCGGCACGUUGCUUUCUCUCUCUCGGGCUCUUCACGCCAACUCCGCCGUCAGUGACGUAAGCCGUCACGUGUUCACCUCUUCCCUCCCGACGUCCGCCGUAUUUCCCUUCCUUCCGUCCGUCCGUCCAUUGGUUGCGCCGACUCUGGAACCAGCACGAAAUCAACAAGCCAGAGCCGAAGAGGGGUCGCGGUCGCGAGCAGUCGCCGCUGCCGGGCUCCAGGCGUCAACCGGCCGAUGGACCGAGCAGCUUCCACCUUGAAGUUACCGUCAAUGAGGCGCAGACCUCCGGGCAGCGUUCUUCUCCUUCCGCCGAGCUCCAAUUAUUGAAAACUUUUUUUUUUUAAUAUAUAUUUUUGUUUUGUGCGCCGACGACGUGAGGCCACCAUGAGACCUCCAAGUGGACCUACGAGCAUGCCAUGCGGACUGCCACCUUUGACGCCCAGCCUGUAGGCUGCCAGCGGCGAGCUGUCCUCCCAGUUGCACCCCCGUCACAGUUAUUCCGGCGACGCUCCCCACUGUGUGGCCACACCAUGGCCAGCAAGAGGAAGUCUACAAUACCAUGUAUGAUCCCCAGCAAAAUCAGACACCACUUUGAGGACGUGGACAUGCCGGUUCUUCAGCGGCAAACUGCUACUUCCGGAGGGGGUGCAGACAGCCCACCGAACCUCGCAGACUCUCCCUUAUUCGAGGGGGCCGACCCGGCCGUCGAUGACGCAGGCACCUACAUCUGCAAGCCUUGCAACUUCGAAACCUACGACCUGAACUUGUUCUUAGACCAUGUGUACGCCGGGCACCCGGAGUUCCGUUCGGAUCCAAGUUUCCUCUGUGUGAACUGUGGCUUUUCAGCGCUCAAGUUUGAGGGGCUGGCCCUGCACAAUGCCAGGAUUCACCCCAGCACGUUCAAUUGCCCUCUGCAGCUGAGAAGGCGAGAGAGGAGGGCGGUGGUGGAGCAGACGAUACUGCCCGGGACAGAUGAGGGCAAAGAUAAUGAGAUUUCCAUCACCAAAACACCAAUCAUGAGAAUGCUAAAGGGCAAAUCGGAGCCGAAAAGAAUUGUAGUGUCCCAGCCUUUGCCUGAUGCGCUCCCCAUUUAUGGCCCCAAGGAGACUGUUGCGGUGACCCAAGUGGCCCAUGUGCCCACAAUUGUCCACAAUGGAACAAACAAGGUCACACUACCCUCAGCGAUUCAGAUCGUCAAUGGCUCUGGUGCUUUACCUGUGCUCAAGACCCCCGGUACUCAGAACAAAAUCCUGCAUCAGCCUUCUGUUACCACAGUUUCCUCAGAUGCCUCAUCUUCCAAGAAUCUCCCAAAGGUGAUGAUUCCUUUAAGCAGUAUCCCCACUUACAAUGCCUCAAUGGACUCCUCCUCCUUUUUGAAGACGUCCUUCAGCAAAUUCCCGUAUCCCACGAAGGCGGAGCUCUGCUACCUGACUGUGGUCACAAAGUUCCCCGAAGAGCAAAUCAAGAUCUGGUUCACAGCGCAGAGACUCAAACAAGGCAUCAGCUGGUCUCCUGAGGAGAUCGAGGAAGCCAGGAGGAAAAUGUUCAACACCAUCAUCCAAAGCAGCGCACACAACCAGUCGCACAGUUCCGCUCAGCAAACAAUCACAGUCUUAGGGGCCACGGGGAUUCCUCAAAUCCUGCAGGGCUCUCUUGUCAGCCAAGGGGGCGUCAUCGUCACGCAGCCCGUGAUGGCCAACGGAAUUCAGGUCAACGGCACCCCGGUGGCGCUAGCCGUCACACCCAAGCCGCAGGCAGCGGCCCGACCCGCAAUGCAGGCCCGACCUGCCGCCGCGCUAGUGCCCGACAAGCCUGCCGGCAUGUUGGUGGGGGCGGUGGCCGGCGGCGGUACGGGAAGCAACAUCAUUGGCAGCAGCAAGAGCAGCAGGAGUGGAGGAGGGGCCGCGAGGAACAUCAUUAGCAGCAGCGGCCAAGCUAGCGUCAUCAAUCUCACUCUGGGGAACAGCGGUCACGCCAAUGCAAAGGUGAAUAGCGCCACCGUGAAAUGCCACACCGGUGCCGACGGCAAGAGCAAAACAGUUGUCAGCAAAAGUGCAAACCCCCCCAAAGUCGCUGUAGACAGCAAGCCUUCAAAUGGCAGCAGCGCAGCAGACAACAAUGAACAAAAGAGCAAAGACUCAAACGGUAGUGGGAACAAAAACGAAGCUUCUAGCGCCAGUGCAGAUGACUCUGACCACGGCACAAGCAACUCCUUGAAAACAGACGAGGCUUCUUCCCCAUCCUCCAAGUCCUUGUCGCCGUCUCCUGCGCCAGGCGCUUCCGGCAGCUCCCUGAGCUCCCGCAGCGUCAACCCAUUCCUGGACCCGAGCUUUUGCAAAGGCAAGAAGUCCCAGGAGCAGCUGGGAACUCUCAAGGACAGUUUUCUGAGCAACCCGUACCCAGACCAGGAGGAGGUGGACCGCCUCAUCUCUCUGACGGGCCUCACGGUGCGGGAAGUUCGCAAGUGGUUUAGCGAUCGACGCUACCACCUUCGCAACCUCAAGGGCCCGCGCUCCAGCACCGGCGUGCCCAACAAGUUGUCGGCAGGGAGCGGCCCGGCGGGCGGCGACGGGGGCAGCCCCGGGCCCUUCGACCUGUCGGAACACAGCAGCGGCACCAACUCCGGGGCAAAAACGGCAGAGCACACUUCCGUUCCUCUGAGCCCGACGUCGACGCACACUCCCACGUCGCCCGUCACGCCCUCGCGCAGACUGCCUAGAUCGCCUUCUCCUGAUUUCACCGUCGUCCGCUACAAAGAGCGAGAACCUCACCAGAUCAAAGCACUCGAGGCCAGCUUCGCUGAGGACGCCGAGCCAUCAGGAGAAGAAGUGGACAGACUCCGAUGUGAGACCAAAAUGACCCGGAGGGAGAUCCACAACUGGUUCACUGAGAGGAGGAAGAAAGCCGCAGCGGCCGAAAAAAGGAAAGAGGUGGCGGCGCGAGCAUCGGGCUGCAGCACGGACGCUUAUGGAGAGGAUGGACUGAAUGAUGACGCUUCAGGUGAACUCAAAGUUAACCCCAUUAAGAUCAAUCUGAAGAUGCUGAAGGUGACAGAGGCCAACGGCAAAUUGGAGGAUGAGGCUGCAGACGGGCUCUGCGGAAGCGGUCAGUCCAGUGCUCCUACCAACCCGAAACCCGUCGCCUUGCGAGGUAAGAAAACGGCGGAGCAGCUGCACCUGCUCAAGCAAGUCUACGCGCGAACGCAGUGGCCCACCGCCGCUCAGUACGACGAGCUCCUCUCGGGCACGGGGCUGCCCCGGCCCGACGUUGUGCGUUGGUUCGGGGACUGUCGCUACAUGCAGAAGAGCAGCCAUCUGAAGUGGUUGGAGGCUUACCAGAACAUGGCCCUGGAGGAAGAUCUGAACCCGGACAACGUGCACCUCCUCCAGGCCCACCUAGAUGGCCACGGCAGUCAGGAAGAGUCACAGUUACAGGACCUGUCAAAGGCAACCGGUUUGACAACCGAUCUGGUGAGACAUUGGCUCGCCACCAGGGCAUCUGCGGCUCGAUCGGAGCAAGCGUCUGCGCCGAAACCAGCGCCGGGCGUCGCGGCCGAGCCGCUGUCGGCGGGCUCCUCCCCUCUGGAGCCCCAUCCAAGAGCAGGGCGUGACGAGAAAAUAGAGCAGUCGCUGUGCGGACGAGCAUGGGAGGCUGAUACCCCCAAGAGCGUUGUUCCCACUGAAGGACCAGAUUGAAACGGCGGAUCUAAAAACAUGACAUGAAUGCUGGAUGGGAAUGGGCCUUGAAACCUUUCAUCCUCCCCCUCCUCAAUGGGCCGGCCGAUGUGAUCUCAGCCAUUUCGGGAGAUGGACCCAAAAACCUCUGGCCCGCCCUUUUGUUUCCUUCAUGCCCCUUCAAAGAUCCUGCUGUGCACCACGUUUCGUAUCGGGAGUUUGAGUAGUAGUGAAGGAAGAAGUGACGGUACAGUAGAAAGUAGUGUGUCGGGGACCCACAAUUCAUGAGGUGUAGCUGCGUUUCAUUCACGGUAGUUUGCUGCUGGAUGCGUUUCCUGAAGCCUUAAAAGUAAAAACACAGACGCCUUGCACUCUCCGGACUAUGGCGGUGGACACGAAAUGUGCAAGUGGAGCUCGUUUUUUGCAUCUAAUGACGAAAUAAGCACUGAGGUUGUUCUGACCUUGUCCGUUCAGUUGUAUAUACUGUAAAAAUAAAUAUAAAAGGAUGAGAUGCAUUCAUCUUAAGUAGACAAAAAGAGGAACACGGACAGGUGGCAGAGUGUUGUUUGUAUAGCACAAGAGCUCCUUUACAUCCUUGAUGUGUUUAAACAUUUAUUUUUAUGGAGCUUUUUACAUUGCGUACAUUUGACUGUAUGAGAACUUUUCCAGCGUUCCCUACUUAGGUUUAAUGUAUCAUUUUUA